Messenger RNA from Ruditapes philippinarum (Manila clam), 717 nucleotides. RefSeq lists its product as uncharacterized. The record is from RefSeq and is a predicted model, not a curated record. The transcript has 7 exons. NCBI's taxonomy places the organism in Eukaryota, Metazoa, Mollusca, Bivalvia, Venerida, Veneridae. The coding region runs from base 1 to 531 and encodes 176 amino acids.
AUGAUUGUCCACGUGUUGGAGUUAUAUAGUCACAUCUACGCUGAGAUAAAAGAUGAGUCCAUCACACUGAGCAAGAGUGGUUUUGCUACUGUUGAUAUCGAGCAGACGAUUCCUAAAGGCUGCUAUUACACUGACGACGAAGAACCAAAUUGUGAAGAGAGAAUGACUUUUGAAGAUGCAUCAUCUGUAUCCGAUAUGUGUGCAGGAAAACUUCGUGUACAAAACACCGCUGAUGUCGGAAAUCCUUUUGUAAGAAUAAAGAGUUUAAAACAAGGUGAACAAUGGACAAGUACCACACAUACGAUAAUGUUGACAACUGCUGACAGCACAUAUGACGAUGCAACAAAGUUCGACUUACAAGUAUACGUAACAGACACUACCGGUCAUGACAAACGAAGAUCAGUCAGAUCAGAGACUAUUGGAGCAAUUCAUGUAAGAGUUACUGGCAAUUACAGACAUCGGAACAAAAGAUGUUAUUCACACGUCGAUCCACAUAUGAGAACCGCAGAUGGAUUGUAUUAUGAAGCUUAAGAGGAAGGAAAUUAUACAUUAUACAGGAACAUUAAAUACCAAACAGAGGUUCAACAGUCAGCUCAGUAUUGUUCCCCUGGAUCAAACAGCGGACCUGUAUGUGCAUGUGGAAUAGCAAUAGCUGUGGGAGCUGACACAUUCAUCUUUAAUAAAUGUUAUAACACUAUAUUCAAAUUCGACUUAAAG